CAACAAUUCAUAUCCCUAAAUUACGACCAUCAUCAUCAAUAGAAUCCAAGUCACGGGAUAAAACUCGCUCGGAUCUUCUUCAUUCCCCAUCCGGAAAUAAUCCACCUCGGCUUUCACCAUCGGUAUAUUCGACCCCGCCACAUCUUACCCCGGAGGCUCGGAUGCAAGGUCAUUAAGAGUGCCCCGAUUGGCCACACCGUUGCACAAGAGAGCUCGGCUGAAUCCUAAAGGUUCCAAUUCCCAUCGGCGAUGCCCUGUCGUGCCAUCCGUCUUCCACAACAUGGCCUGACCAGCUCUUGUCGUCUGAUCGCUUGAUUCCGCAAUAGGCAUCAUCAAUACCAUAUCUCCCCCAUCGCGGCCAUCUCGACGUUGGAAUGCUCUAGCAAACACACGACUGCUACAGACUCGACAAUAUUUACGAACUUGGCUCCGGACGGACCGCGCAAAACGAAAUGGCUUCCGCGACCGAAUUGACCUACAAGGAUGUGGCCAAACACACCGCCAAGGACGACAUCUACGUCGUGGUCCACGAUAAGGUCUACAACCUUUCGCCCUUUAUCGACGAGCACCCCGGCGGCGAGGAGGUUAUGCUAGACAUCGCUGGCGCAGACGCGACCGAGGCUUUUGAAGACGUGGGACACAGCGACGAGGCGAGGGAUAUACUACCGAAGCUGUAUGUCGGUGAUUUGAAACGACUGCCCGGUGACGAAAAGUCAACAAUUCACCAUUCAGAUCCCACGCCCGAACCCUCUCGUGGGAGUGGUAUCCCGUUCUACGUCCUCGUCAUCAUCGGUGGCAUAAUUGCCUCUGGUGCAUAUCAAUAUCUACAAGCAAAACAGGAGAAGGAAAUUUUGUAAAUAUAGGGCCAAGUGCAUCGGGAUAUCAAGCUCCGUAGCUAAGGAGGUGAGGGCUAGGAGAUUAUUUGACUGGAAAUAUUCUUGAUAUAGGGAGUAUCAGAGUUACGUCUUGUUCACCGUCGUUCGUACACGGUUCAGUCAUUGCUUCUAUAUAUCCAGGAUUGUUUAUCUAUCAAUUACAUCUCAAUACCCAAAUUAGUUCCAUUUCAG
This is a messenger RNA of Ilyonectria robusta, 1067 nucleotides long. Its product is annotated as cytochrome b5-like heme/steroid binding domain-containing protein. The record is from RefSeq and is a predicted model, not a curated record. Gene Ontology annotation, cellular component: endoplasmic reticulum membrane; intracellular membrane-bounded organelle. Bases 453 to 857 code for a protein of 134 amino acids. Lineage: Eukaryota; Fungi; Ascomycota; Sordariomycetes; Hypocreales; Nectriaceae. The transcript has 3 exons. Gene Ontology annotation, molecular function: heme binding.